CUCUCUCUCUCUCUUCACCUUUACACAUUAUGUCUGCACUGACGCCUCUCAUUUCGCUCCUGUUCAGCUCGGCGUUGGUUUAAUCUCGGAAAUAUGGAUUGACUUUGAUUUUACUCGGUCGCGUGUUGAAGUUUUAAAGUGCAUUUCUCGGGCUGAUCGUGCCUCUGUUCAACCAGCUUCAUGUUUCCUUCGGCAACUUUCGGAAGUAACUCGUUCCGGAUGUGUUCACACUGCUGAACUGAUCCGUGCGCGCGAUCAGAAGGAUUUUAAAUACGGAUUGAGUUCGAGGCUUUUCACACUUCUUUUAUUUGUGUUUAAAGUGAUGGCGGAGCGGGGAGCCCGGCUGCUCCUCUCUCUUUUCUGCCUCACGAUCACAGUUUCACAUGCUGAAAAAGGAUCAGCAGUGAGGAACUUCAGCCCAUUCCGGUUCUCCACGGAGCCGUCAGAUACGCUGGCAGUGCGAGGAGCACCGACGCUGCUCAACUGCUCAGUCCACAACGAGUCUCCUGCCAAGAUCGAAUGGAAGAAAGACGGCUCUUUCCUCAGCCUGGCCUCGGACGAUCGCAGGCAGGUCCUGGCCGAGGGUUCUCUGCUCAUCAGCUCAGUGGUCCACUCUAAACACAAUAAACCCGAUGAGGGGGUUUACCAGUGCGUGGCCACUAUAGACAACCUGGGCACCAUCAUAAGCCGUACAGCUAGACUCAAUGUUGCAGGGAUACCGCGGUACCUCAGUCAGCCGGAAGCCUCGUCGGUGCGGGUGGGUGACAGUCACAUGCUGAACUGCGAGGUGAAUCCAGACCUGGUGUCUUUCAUCCGCUGGGAACAAAACAAAGAGCCGGUUGAGCUGGACCAGAGAGUCUUCACGCUGCCCAGUGGUGCUCUCGUCAUCAGUAAUGCCACAGAGGCAGACGCAGGCCUAUACCGCUGCGUGAUCGACAACGCUGGGCCCACCAAGACCAGUGAAGAAGCAGAAAUACAGAUACUGCCUGAAUCAGGGGAGGAAAGGACCCUGGAGUUUCUCCUGGAGCCCCAGCAUGUGUCUAAAGUCGUUGGGGAGAGCGUGCUGCUCCCCUGUGUGGUGACGGGAUAUCCCACAGCCUACGUCACAUGGAUGCACAAAGACCAGCUCAUUGAGUACAGCAAGGGCCGCUUUGAAGUGCUUGGCGGAGGCAGUCUGCGGAUCUUCAAUCUCACUGAGAAAGACACCGGUGUGUACAGCUGCAUGGCAGACAACACCAAUGGAUCCAUUGAGGCCCAGACUGAGCUCACGCUGAAAGCUUCCCCACAGUUCCUGAAGAAACCAGCUAACAUAUUUGCUCAUGAAGCCACAGACAUCAUCUUCGAGUGUGAGGUCACCGGCUCACCCGCUCUCACCAUCAAAUGGGUGAAGAACGGAGAUGCCGUCAUUCCCAGCGACUAUUUCAAGAUCAUUAAGGAGCAGAACUUGCAGGUGCUGGGGCUGGUCAAGUCAGAUGAAGGUUUCUAUCAGUGUUUAGCUGAGAAUGACGCUGGCAAUGUCCAGGCAGGUGCUCAGCUCAUCAUAUUGGAUCAAGAUGUAGCCAUCCCCUCCCCCCCUCCCACCUCACUGACCCGUGCCACUACUGACCGUCUAAUACCAGGCUCCAGAGGCGGUGCUGGUCCCACGCCCUCCGCCCCCCGUGACGUUGUGGCCUCCCUGGUCUCCACCCGCUUCAUCAAGCUGACCUGGCGCCUUCCUGCUGAACCGCAUGGAGAUGAUGUCACCUACUCGGUCUACUACAGCCUGGAGGGCAAUAACAGGGAGAGGAUAGUGAACACCAGCCGUCCAGGAGAAAUGCAAGUCACCAUUCAGAAUCUCAUGCCAGACACCAAGUACUCCUUCCGCGUGAUGGCCCACAACAGAAAUGGCCCUGGAGAGAGCUCAGCGCCUCUGACGGUCGCCACCCAGCCUGAAGUCCAGGUACCUGGUCCUGCUCCAAACCUACAGGCAGUGGUCACGUCCCCCAGCACAGUGAGUCUCAGCUGGGAUAUGCCCCUCACAGGCGAGAUCCAGAACUACAAAAUUUACUACAUGGAGAAGGGCAUGGACAGUGAGCAGAGCAUCAUGGUCAGAUGGCAGCCUCCGCCAGCAGAUGCUCAGAACGGUGAGAUCACCGGCUAUAAGAUCCGCUACAGGAAGGGUACGAGGAAGAGUGAGGCAGCGGAGAUUACUUCUGGAUCACAGCUCUAUCAGCUCAUAGAUGGUCUGCAGCGAGGCACUGAAUAUAUGUUGCGAGUGUCGGCCAUUACGGUCAACGGCACGGGUCCGGCCACAGACUGGACCACUGCUGAGACGUUUGAGAGCGAUCUGGAUGAGACAACUGUGCCAGACGUCCCCAGCUCCUUGCAUGUGCGGCCACUUGUGAACAGCAUUGUAGUGAGCUGGACGCCCCCAGAGAACCAGGACAUUAUGGUGAGGGGUUACACCAUCGGCUAUGGGAUCGGCAGCCCUCACGCCCAGACCAUUAAAGUGGACUACAAACAGAGAUACUACACCAUUGAGAACUUAAAUCCCAGCUCGCACUACGUUAUCACACUGAAGGCCUUCAACAACGUGGGGGAGGGAAUCCCUGUGUACGAGAGCGCUAUCACACGACCCCAAUCAGACCCCAUAGACCCUGAUGUUGAUUUGUACGAACUUUUCCAUGCUCCAUACACUCCAGUACCAGACCCUUUACCCAUGCUGCCUCCUGUGGGCGUUCAGGCGUCCGUUCUGAGCCACGACACCAUCAAAGUCACCUGGGCGGACAACUCACUGCCCAAGAACCAGAAGAUCACAGAUGCACGUUACUACACAGUGCGCUGGAAGACCAACAUACCCGCAAACACAAAGUUCAAGGUGGCUAAUACCACCACACUGACUCACACAGUGACGGGUCUUAAACCCAACACCUUGUACGAGUUCUCGGUCAUGGUGACCAAGGGCCGGAGAACCAGCACAUGGAGCAUGACUGCACAUGGAACAACUUUUGAAACAAUCCCAAGUUCUGCGCCUAAAGAUGUGACUGUAGUGAGCAAAGAGGGACGACCACGAACCAUCAUCGUCAACUGGCAGCCACCCUCAGAAGCCAAUGGCAAGAUCACAGGUUACAUAAUUUACUACAGCACUGAUGUGAAUGCAGAAGUUCACGAUUGGGUCAUUGAGCCAGUAGUGGGGAACAGGCUAACCCAUCAGAUUCAAGACCUGACCCUUGAUACCACCUACUACUUCAAGAUCCAGGCGCGUAACUCUAAAGGGAUGGGUCCCAUGUCUGAUGCUGUCCAGUUCCGCACUCCUAAAGCUGAAUCCUCUGACAAAAUGGCUAAUGACCAAGCUCCAGGUAUAUUGGUGAAACCAGGAAGACCCUCUGUACAAGAACAAGGUUUUGGAUCAGUUGGGAAAGCAGAUAUGUCUGGCACUGGUGAUAACCACAUCCUGGUUAUUGUCAUAAUUGUGUCUGUGGGUGCAUUUACCAUCAUCCUGGUGGUGGUUGGCGCCUUCCUGUGUACACGCCGUACCACAACACAGCAGAAAAAGAAACGUGCAGCCUGCAAGUCCGCCAAUGGAUCCCACAAGUAUAAGGGCAAUUCCAAAGAUCUGAAGCCACCAGACCUCUGGAUCCACCACGAACGUUUGGAGCUAAAACCUAUCGACAAAUCGCCUGAACCCAAUCCAGUCAUGACCGACACACCAAUCCCCCGAACCUCCCAGGACAUCACCCCGGUGGAUGGCUCCAUGGAUCCUAUGCUCCAGAGACGUAACUCUUACCGUGGCCAUGAAUCAGAGGACAGCAUGUCUACACUGGCAGGCCGUCGGGGAAUGAGACCUAAAAUGAUGAUGCCCUUUGAUGCACAACCCCCUCAGCCUGUGAUUAGUGCUCACCCCAUCCAUUCCCUCGAUAACCAUCACCAUCAUUAUCACUUGGGCAGCCUGGCCUCGCCAACAUGCAGCUAUCUCCACCACCAGAGCAGCACGCGGUCCAUCGCCACCCCCAUCUCUCAUCUAGACAGGGCAGAGUCCACAGAGUCAGUAAGGAACACCCCUAGUGCUGACAUGCACCCUCCGUCUGGGCAGCCCUCCUGCACCACUGACCUUUCAGAGACGGACAUUAGCUACCACAGCUCAGCCGCUGAGGAGGAGCCAGCAUUCAGUACACCCACAGCACAUGUUCGUCCCACGCACCCACUAAAGAGUUUUGCAGUGCCUGCCAUCCCAGCUCACCCCAUGUAUGACUCAGCAGCAUUACCCAGCACUCCACUGCUGUCUCAGACAGGGCCUCACUCAGUUAAAACAGCCUCUAUCGGUACGUUGGGAAGGACGAGAACUCCUAUGCCUGUCAUAGUUCCAAGUGCACCGGAUGUCUCGGAAAGUAGCAGACUGCAUGAAGAUGCAGGGAGCAAUUAUGAGACGGACGAGUUGACGGAGGAAAUGGCCCAUCUGGAGGGCUUAAUGAAGGACCUAAACGCCAUCACGACAGCCUGAGCACAAUCCUCACAAUAACACUAGACCUCACCCGUCACGGGGAGGACGUCCUGUACAGCAUGGAGGAGUUCUCAAUCAUUCGCUAAAUGGAGAGAGAAGAGUGUGAGAUAGGAAAAAAAAUACUAAUGUUUGGCAUACCUUGCUUUCUCUCAGGAAGGAGAAACCCAUCAAAUGAGGACAAUGGACAUUCUGAGAAAGGACAUAUCCUCUCAGCAUCCUAAAACGUUUCCUUAUGUUUCAGCGGAGACCGUUUGAAAAGACACCGUUUUAUUAUCCUACGAAAAAAGGAAAACGACAUUACGCUGGUGUACGUGUUGGUGCUUGUAAGGCACAAUUUAGUGUUUCAUUUGUGUCUUUUCUUUGUAUGUUUUUGUAUCUAUAUAUAUUGCCCCCGUUUCAGUGAGCUGAACGUUGGACAUCAAUUUUUAUUUCUGCAACUCAUUUUGUAUUAAGCAUUUUGAUUGUCUUUUUCUCUUUUGUAUGUCAUAUAAUGUGCCAUGUCUUAUUUUCUUAAACAUGUUUUGUAUUGUUUUAUAUGCAUAUACACUUAUCUGUUUGUAUAUACGUUUAAAAUGGACUCAUUUCAUCACCACAGCAAUGUUUCCAUUUAGUCCGAGACAUGCUGCUUUUUCAUUUGCCAUUAGAAUGGAUUUUUGCAGUCUGCAACGUCACGUCCCCCUUCUACAUUAAGCCUGUUUUAAAUGGGAGUUCCCGUCAGAUAUGCCUUAUUGAAUUAGUGUGGAAUGGCAGAAAUCAGUACAACUGGGAAAUAUUUUCAAAAUGUUUAUCACACGACACUGUGAUAUUUAUUCUGGAAUGCUGAACUGUUACUGGUCACUCAGUCCGGUGGUACGAGAACGUAGACCUCCAUCACGCAUGCUGUCAAGACUUGGUGCUGAAACUCAAAACUUCAGGUUGCACACAUGUAACUGCUAACUGAACAAAUUUGGUACAUUGGAAAGUGCUUUAUAUGGUUUAUUUCCUCUUGCUGCAUUGGUCUAAAUUCUUGUAUCAGAGCUUACACAAACUCAAAGAAUGAAUGACAACAUUCACUGUGAGAUUUUACGGACCACAUGCUUGGCACUUAAUGCAACACACUUUUCUACAGAACCCCCAGUGUUCAUCUUUUAUUUUCCAUUAUAUUUCUUGUAUUUGUUUCAUAUGAAGUACUUGUAUAGAAUUUCAAUGUGCGAGGCAAAAAACCCAACUAUUCCUCCCCUGCUGGAUAUGGUUUUGAUCUGUACUUUUACCCAAAGAAAAUAUGUAACAGCAAUCAGAAUUUUGUUUUAUGAAUUUAAUGUCUCAAACAUUUUCUUGAAUGUCAUUCUGACUGUAAGAAAUUCUGGGUAACUAUAGGAACAUGUUAAAAAGCUUGGUAGAACAAAAACAAUGACCUAUUUGGGAUAACCUAUCAAGUUGUAGACAGUCGAACCUUUAUUGCACUUUUUCAACAAUUUCAAGAAAAGAAAAAAAAAACAUUUUUACAUAUCCUGUGUUUUGAAUAUAAAGCUCUAUUUGUGUAAUGUAGUGUCAUAGUUUAGCAUAGGCAGCUGGUCUUAUUUGUUCUUUUGCCUCCGAAAUAAUAUUUGAGCGGCA
Messenger RNA from Sinocyclocheilus rhinocerous, 6076 nucleotides. RefSeq names its product neogenin 1a (gene neo1a). Gene Ontology annotation, biological process: cell-cell adhesion. The record is from RefSeq and is a predicted model, not a curated record. The coding region runs from base 323 to 4480 and encodes 1385 amino acids. Gene Ontology annotation, cellular component: membrane. Gene Ontology annotation, molecular function: protein binding. The transcript has 27 exons. NCBI's taxonomy places the organism in Eukaryota, Metazoa, Chordata, Actinopteri, Cypriniformes, Cyprinidae.